Messenger RNA from Eptesicus fuscus (big brown bat), 2197 nucleotides. RefSeq names its product G-protein coupled receptor 35. The record is from RefSeq and is a predicted model, not a curated record. The transcript has 2 exons. NCBI's taxonomy places the organism in Eukaryota, Metazoa, Chordata, Mammalia, Chiroptera, Vespertilionidae. The coding region runs from base 62 to 985 and encodes 307 amino acids. Gene Ontology annotation, cellular component: membrane. Gene Ontology annotation, biological process: positive regulation of Rho protein signal transduction; phospholipase C-activating G protein-coupled receptor signaling pathway. Gene Ontology annotation, molecular function: G protein-coupled receptor activity.
GCAGGCAGUCCUGGGGAGCCAGCCAGGAGGAGGGGAACAGCCGCUGUCAGGCCCCAGGACCAUGAACAACAGCACCUGCCCCAUCACCAGCUCCCCGCUGGUCAGACACAUCUGCCAUGCCUACCUGGGCCUGCUGCUGGUGCUGGGCCUGCUGCUCAACGGCCUGGCGCUCUGGGUGUUCUGCUGCCGCCUGCGCAAGUGGACAGAGACCCACAUCUACAUGGUCAACCUGGCCGUGGCCGACCUCUGCCUGCUCUGCACUCUGCCCUUCAUGCUCUUCUCCCUGGAGCGGUACAACGCCGAAGACAACGCCGAAGACACGUUGCUCUGCCAGCUCUCCCAGGGCAUCUACCUGGCCAACAGGUACAUGAGCAUCAGCCUGAUCAUGGCCAUCGCUGUGGACCGCUACGUGGCUGUGCGGCACCCGCUGUACGGCCGCGGGCUCCGCUCCCCGAAGCAGGCCGGGGCCGUGUGUGCCGUGCUCUGGGUGCUGGUGGUCAGCUCCCUGCUGCUUCGCUGGGUCCUGAAGGGUCAAGAAGGUGGCUUCUGCUUUGGGAACCCCUCCCGGCAAAACCCCCAAACCGUGAUCUUCUCCCUGUUGGGCUUCUACCUGCCGCUGGCCGUGCUGGUCUUCUGCUCUCUGCAGGUGGUGACUGCCCUGGGCCAGAGGCCGGCUGCCGACGUGGGCCAGGCGGAGGCCACCCGGAAGGCUGCCUUCAUGAUCUGGGCGAACCUGGUGGUGUUCGUGGUCUGCUUCCUGCCCUUGCACGUGGUGCUGACGUGGCGACUGGCCACGGGCCUGAACACCUGUGUCAUUCAGGACGCCCUCCACGUUACCAGCAAGGUCUCGGAUGCCAAUUGCUGCCUGGACGCCAUCUGCUACUACUACGUGACCAAGGAGUUCCAGGACGCAUCUGCGUUAGCCGGGGCUCCCGCUGCCAAGGCUCACAAGAGCCAGGACUCUCUGUGUGUGACUCUAGCCUAGGAGACGACACAGGCGUGUGGGGACCAGAUCCAGGGCUCUCCGGGAGGUGCUGCCUGCUGAGGGUGGUGGGGGCGGGGCUGUGACCAGUGGUGAAGAGCCACAGGAUGGGCCCUGAGCUCACCAUGGGUGUGGACACUCUCCAAGAAGCCUGCUGGGCAGGGAUGACCCAGGCACGGAGCCUGGAAGGUAACAACCCCACCCCUGGGACGGAAUACAGACGGGGCAAGGGCAAAAGGACUGAGGCCUGAGAAAGGCCACCCCGGGGACCUGGGAUGGGGCUGCCCACCUGCUGUGUCCAGAGCCUGGUAUACCUGGGCAUUGGGGUGGGGUGGAUACCUGCUGGGUCCUGCUGCCUCCCUGAGAUCGGAAUAACGCUGCCCACCGGGGCUGAUCCUGACAGGGCUUGUGCGCUGCCCACGUUUACACGGUGGGAGGUGGGAGCGCUGGGUCACUCUCUAGGGCCCUCCAACCUGCUGCCCACCCAUCUGAAGUCUGGUGGAGGGUGCGGCCUGGUGUCCUCCCGCUGUGCAGGCCAGGAUCCCUGGGCCCCUCAUAGGGGCUGCCCAGAUGUGGUGGGUGGGGAGAGUGGGACCAUGAGGAGGUGGCCGGGGUCUGUUGAGGGGACACACUCCCGUGCUUCAUUCAGGAAAGUCUGGAGCUGGUAGAGGCGAGGGCUGGGUGCCCAGCCAGGCAGGUUUGUGCUGUGGCUGCACCUCCCUGGCCUCCAGGCUGAAGUCAGAACAACCAGCGCUUUCCGGAGGCUGCUGUGGGUGCUGGUCUGGGGUGGGCCUGGGUUCCAAGGCCAACUCGUCCCGUCCCACCUGCAUGUCCUUGGGCACCAAACAACCUCCCCGCCCUGUUCUCCAGCUCUGUGAUGGGAGUGCGAACGGUGGCCACGUCCUGGCAGGGUUGGCCUCAUAGUUGUGAGGCUGCUGCAGUUCCGCUGGCUCAGGGAUGGGGUCCACGCUCACCCCACCCAGUGCUCCCCAAACUCCCCACCCCCCUCAUCCCAGCCAAUCUCCCCAUGUGUCUGCAUCCCACUCUGGUCCUCCAGGUGCCCCCUCCCCCAACCCUGCCUGCUGUCAUCACAGCCCUGCUCUUCUGGGGACAGUUUCCAGUCUCUGACGUCUAUCAGCCUGAACCUCGAGGGUCUUGUUUUCCAAGGAACUGCCUAGUGUGCUGACAGGCUAUCCGGACUGCAUAGAGACGUCU